Molecule: messenger RNA, 729 nt
Organism: Rattus norvegicus (Norway rat)
Lineage: Eukaryota; Metazoa; Chordata; Mammalia; Rodentia; Muridae
Gene: Sofu1
Product: sperm-oocyte fusion factor 1
Exons: 2
Coding region: 89-409 (106 amino acids)
Biological process (GO): fusion of sperm to egg plasma membrane involved in single fertilization
Source: RefSeq, marked validated
UGCUGGCAAGGGGUAAGAGCUAAGAAAGGGAAGGGGUUGUGCUGGGACCUAGGGAUUGGUGACAGAGGCAGCAUGGGCGAGCAGGCCAAUGACUUCUCUGGGCUCCCAGCUCCACAGAGCAACAUUCCUGACAGCUGUGCUGCUACUGCUGCAAGUAAAAGGGGUGAAGACUCUGAAGGGCAGUGCGAGCCUGGAUGGUGACAAGAGUCCAAAAGAAAAAAUGUCUUCUAAAGACCAGGGUGAGCAGCAGUAUGAAGAACACUUUGUGGCUUCAUCGGUGGGUGAGCUGUGGCAGGUGGUAGAUAUGGCCCAGCAAGAAGACACAAACUCCAAAGCAUCAGCUAUCCGGGACCACCUCUUUGAUCUAGCCUUCUGCUUCAACCUGGCCAGCAUUGUGUUUUUUUUAUGAGAGACUUUGAGUUGGAGGCAAUAAUCUGGAUCCUUCAUGAGGACCUAGACAUCUAUCUCCCCUUUCUGAUUGCUUAUUGACCUCCUCUCCUAAAUGCCUUCUCAAAAUGCACACCCUGCUCCUUGUCUCUAAGAAGCAUCUGGCCUUAGGGUGUAUCAACAGAGCUUUCCUAACUCUUAUAGCCACCACCUAAUUGCCACCCCACCCAGAAUUUCAUGUCCCAGGGCCAAAGACACCAAACCUACACCCUUCUCUCUUAAGCUUUGUCUGAAACAGGGAGGAGACAGUGACAAUAAUGUAGAAAUUGCAAUAAAAUUCUA